UAGAGCAGCACAUGGAGACGACCACCCACUGUAUUCAGAUUACACAGAGAGAAGACAAAGAACCUCUAUGCCACAUAGAGAGAGAGGAGACACAGACAAAGACAAAAGGCCAUACAGUUUCACUCAGACACGCAGACAAACAGAGAAACCAACGCCUACCGGAUCCAAUAUGGUGUCAGCUGGGUUACAGAUGCUGGGCACGGCCCUGGGGGUCAUUGGCUGGAUCGGGACUAUCAUUGAAUGCGCCAUGCCCAUGUGGAGGGUCUCCACCUUCAUUGACAGCAACAUCAUCAUCUCUCAGGUCAUCUGGGAGGGUAUCUGGAUGAGCUGCGUGGUUCAGAGCACGGGCCAGAUGCAGUGUAAGAUCUAUGACUCCAUGUUGGCCUUAUCCCAGGACCUUCAGGCUGCCAGAGCCAUGACUGUCAUCGCCAUCCUCUCCGGCAUCAUCGCCAUCCUAUUGGCUGUAGCCGGGGGAAAGUGUACCAACUGCGUGGAGGACGAGGCAUCCAAGGCUAAAGUGGGCGUGGCGUCUGGGGUGGUGUUCAUCAUUGCCGGGGUUCUGUGUCUGAUCCCUGUUUGCUGGACGGCCCACAGCAUCAUCCAGGACUUCUACAACCCGAACCUGGUAAGCGCUAAGAAGAGGGAGCUGGGGGGCGCGCUCUAUAUGGGUUGGGGGGCAGCUGCCCUGCUGUUGAUUGGAGGAGGCCUGCUCUGCUUCAACUGCCCCGAGAAGGACGAGGGAUCCUACACCGCCAGGUACAACAAGUCCCCUCGCUCUGAAACCUUGGGGCCAGCCUCUGGAAAAGACUACGUCUGAGAAAGGAAGAGAGGGAGAGAGAGAAGAAUGGAAGAGCAAGAGUGGAAGAGAAGAGAGCGAGGUCUGUCUGCCAUGGGAGACUGUCUGUCUGUAGCUGAGAUCCAGCUGUGUAUAAAUUGACUCUAUUCUGGCACUAUGAUGCUGCUGUAUUAGGAAGGAUUGAUAAUGAGGAUAUUUGAAGGUGAUGAGCAAAGAGGAGGACCACAGUGACUAAAGAGUCCACGGAAGUUACAGUUGAAAGUGAACCACAGCUGAAGCUAGGUAUAAAAUAUACUUUAGAACAAGAGGAUUCUAUCCCAUAAGUCUUUGCAUAAAUAUUGUCUGAACCUGUAUAUUCUCGACUUAAACCUGAAGAAGGAACUGAAUUCCUUAAAAACAACCCCAUGCAGUCUGCAACAUUGUCCUGGGCUGGUUUGGCUGUGUGUGUGUGUGUGUGUGUGUGUGUGUGUGUGUGUGUGUGUGUGUGUGUGUGUGUGUGUGUGUGUGUGUGUGUGUGUGUGUGUGUGUGUGCGUGCGUGCGUGCGUGCGUACAUGUUAUUGUUAAUAUUGUCAUGUGUAGCUUUUCUUAAAGUGUAUGAGUUAACGUAGAUAGUUCUGAAACUGUAAAUAAAUAUCUUCCCUAUGUAUUUGAAUUUAUGUUUUGAUGGCAUUUCAUCAACACCAUAUUCAAGAUGAGAAGUAUUUCAGCACUUUACUUCUAUCAGAUGCAAUAACUUUAAUUCAACUAAAUAGCAAGUAAAUAUUAAACUAUGUCCAUAAAACAAAAUCUUUCUCAGGUAUUUUUCCCUGCAGUUGUACUAUCUAAGGGGGGAAUUCCUACCCUAUUCAGACUGUUCUCUCUGCUACCGCACAGCAAGCGGUACCGGAGUGCCAAGUCUAGGACCAAAAGGCUACUUAACAGCUUCUACCCCCAAGCCAUAAGACUGCUGAACAAUUAAUCAAAUGACCACCCAGACUGUUUGCAUGGACCCUGCUGCUACUCACUGUUAAUUAUCUAUACAUAGUCACAAUUGUUUUACAUGUACAUAUUACCUCAAUUACCACUACUAACCUGUACCCCUGCACAUUGACUCGGUACUGGUACCCACUGUAUAUAGCCUCGUUAUUGUUAUUUUAUUGUUGUUCUUUUAAUAAUUACAUUUUUUUUCCUUUAGUAUAUUUAGUAAAUAUUUUCUUAACUCUAUUUCUUGAACUGCAUUGUU
Messenger RNA from Oncorhynchus nerka (sockeye salmon), 2019 nucleotides. Its product is annotated as claudin-4-like. Gene Ontology annotation, molecular function: structural molecule activity. The coding region runs from base 68 to 817 and encodes 249 amino acids. The record is from RefSeq and is a predicted model, not a curated record. The transcript has a single exon. Gene Ontology annotation, cellular component: bicellular tight junction; plasma membrane. Lineage: Eukaryota; Metazoa; Chordata; Actinopteri; Salmoniformes; Salmonidae. Gene Ontology annotation, biological process: bicellular tight junction assembly; cell adhesion.